AUGCCGAUCCCUCGAACGUCGACCACAUCAUCGCUCUCCAGCAAUGGCUUGACGAACCUCACAUCUCAGCCCGCACCACCCACUGCGAUUCUCAUGCAUCCGGAUGCCAUCCACUGCCUCAAGAGGCGCCAAUUGGUCAACCUCUGCGGUCGUCUAGGACUCAAAGCCAAUGGCAAGGUGCGUAAGCUGGUGACUGCCUCUCGGUACAUCCUGCGCACUGUGUGCUGACGGUCUUCUGCUCGCACUUCACUCAAGAAUACCGACUUGAUCGCUCGAUUGCAAGAUUUUGCUGCCAAGAACAUCAAUUCGGCGGGUCCUACGGCUGGCUGCUUGCCUGUGCUCAGGCCCAUUCGCACAUCCGACUCGAACGAGCGUUCCCCUUCACCUCCUCCGGGCAUCGAAUCGCCAGUCGGCAGCUCAUCCCACACUCCCAGCCCGGCAGCAGGUGACCAGAUGCACAGCGCAGAAGGUGCCGAGGGCAGCAGCAACAGAGCGUCAGCCUCGCCAAGCGUCGCGGUCUCUAGUGCUUUUCGUCCCGCGCCCUUGCCAGAGGCCGAACAUCCUGACAAGGAGGAAGAGGUGCUUACGGGCGAAUGCGAGGAAGAUCAGCAGAUGAGUCUCGAUUGUGCGCUGGACUCUGAUGUCCCAUCAGCUUCAGAGAUGCUGCUGGAGCCGACUGACGAUGCCAGCGCGAAUGACCACGGCGAAGAGGAUUUGAUCCUGUCGCACUCUGAACGCGAGGCGGAAGACGUGGAUGAUGAGCACCAAACGGACGACUGUGCAGGUCUGAUGCGCGAUCCACUAUCCGACAGCAGCUUGUCCACGUACAUCGAUCCGACAACGACGAUUCGAGCGGUGCUCAACACGCAACCAAGUAUGAUCAGCCAUCUCGCCCCCUCUUCCCCCUACUUGUCAUCCGCUGCCACGACCAGCCGCUUGCCUUCUGUUCCCGACGACGAGCCAGCUUCUGCAGAGACAGAGCUGACCACCGGAGCAGGCGAAGAAUUUGCGCCUGCUGCGCCUUUGACAAAGACUGGCAGCUGGAAGAGCUUCCGCAGCGCUACCAGCUUGAGCGAAGGAGCAGCCGUGGCCGCGCAUGCGCUGGUCGACGGGUUCAGGGGCCUGAAGGCGAGUGCCUCGGCUGUGCUGAGUCCCAACAAGGCUGGCAAGCGGAAGCGCAACGAUGACGAAGCGCAACAUGAAGAUAGCUUCGUCAUGCUCGAAUCUCCCGCUACGCUUGUGCGACGCUUGGAGGAGCUGCGCAAUCCUGAUACAUCGAUGGAUCAUGCUACGGUACCCAUCCUCGCACAGCACCAAGGUCCGCCGGCCAAGCCGAGCGACGAUAAUCGUGUCAUCAAGUCCCGCCCUCGUCAGUCAUUGGCCGUUCAGGCAGCUGACGCGAAUCGGUCGAGUGCCGCGCCUUCCCCCCUUCAGAAUGGAAACCGGAAGGAUCUUGCUCCCACAUCGCCCCCAAGCAUGACGAAUGAAGCCUUCAGUGCGACGUCCGCCUCUUUACUGGCUGAUAUCAAUGCUCGCUUGGCUGCUCAAGGGAUCGCCCCUCUUCGAGCCAUGCCUGGCACGUCUGAGGCUAGGGCAAUGUACGAGAACAAGUCGAGUGGUCUCAAGCCCUCUGCUUCGACCCUGACUCGCUUCGACAGCGCGCACGGCAAGGCUUUCGAUCAGAUGGACAGUAUUGCCAAUCAUUACGCUGCUCGGAGAGGCAAGACUUCCAAGAGCACUACCGCGCGCUCUUCGGGCACGUCGAGUCCUGCUUCUCGAAGAAGAGAUGCAGCCAGAUCACCUGCCAUUAGCAGAGCUGCGACCACUUCGAGCCUCGCUGUCCAAGCCGCAGCUGCAUCUGCGCCCAAACGGCAGCGUAUGGAGCCGAAGAAUGCAGCGUCCAAUGGUACCUCAUUUGGCAGUAGAUUCGUGGGCGCUGUUAGAGGCGCCUUCAGGCCGCGCACCGCUAGUGGCAAUGCGGAACCCACAGACGCUGCGCGAGCAGUCACUCAAAUGGCUACCGCGACUACGGCUGCCGCGAAAAUUCCGGCGGUGGUCAAGAAGACGACAAGUUCCACGACCUUUGGUAUACGCUUCGGCAAGAAGAUCGCGGGCCAGACUGGCCAGUCAAAGAGAGCCAUCGGCGCCUCUACGAUUACCGCAACCGCUGGUGCAAGGACUGCUUCUUCGACCACGGGGCUGAGCAUUUCCUCGACCACUAGCAAUCUGUCCCGAUCCAACGGUAGCGCUGCCCCACCAAGCAGUGCCAGCUCUCUCGCUCGAUCCAAGACGCACACGCAACUCUCCAAUGGUGCUGUUCAAUCUCCCCGCUCGACAGCCUCGACCAUCUCUAGCCGCACAGAAUCCUUGCCUGGCAAGAAGAAGCCAGUAUUCGACCUGCAAGCUAGUUUAGCGCGGAAGCCGCAAGGAUACACUCCUUACUCGGCUUCCGAAACUAUUCAGCAGCUCAAGAUGCAAUCGCAGACUCUUGUGGGCGGACCAGUGACGGGGGAAGCAGUCAGAUCGCCCACCAGCACAGCGGCCAAAGAGUUCAGCGGUGCGGAGCAUUCUUUGCCACGCUUCACCGGCAUGUCUCCAAGCAAGACUAUGCCCUCCCUCACUGCCGUCGUUGCUCCUGGCUUACCAUCAUCUGCGGCUGCAGGUAGCAAAUUGAUCUCCUCUGCGUCUCAACACACACUUCGUCGAGCGACGGGCAGCAUCGCAAGCACCGCAUCGAAGCGUCCAGCAUCGAGCGCUCCCUCUACGACCAGACACUUAGCUCCCCGUGCACGCGCCGCAUCCUCCGCUCAAGGUCCAGCACGCAAGACCCGCUCCAGCGUGUCCAUCGCCUCUUCAGCAGCUGGCAAGUCCAAGCAGCAGCAAGUUGCGAUCAAAGUCAGCUCUCGAGCUGCGAGGCCGAAAGCCAGGCUGAGCAAAAAAGGAGCAGAAAUCGCAAGGGAGGCUAUGGGCUCUACGAUUCAGACAAAGCGGAGCAGAAAGACGGCACAGGUGGCCAAGACGAAGGAGGAGGGGCGCCGGGAAGAAGAGAAUGCGCAUGUUGAUGUGGAUGUGGAGAUGAGGGACGAGGAGAGUGCGGAGGACAAGGCGCAGUCUCGCUAUCAGGGACAUGAGCCCGUGGAGAAUACCAAGCGUCUUCGUCGAGGUCUGCGUCGCUCACAAGGCUUGCGCAAGCCCAGCAAUGUGGCGGAGAGCUGA
Molecule: messenger RNA, 3216 nt
Organism: Ceraceosorus bombacis
Lineage: Eukaryota; Fungi; Basidiomycota; Exobasidiomycetes; Ceraceosorales; Ceraceosoraceae
Source: the annotation of a GenBank genome assembly